AUGAGUACAGAUAGUUCACCUACAUUGUUUGAACAAUUCCCCGUUGAACUGAUUCGUUCAAUAUUUGAAUAUCUGUCUCCACUCGAUCUACUAAAUGCUUUUGAAGAAUUGAAUAGUCGAUUUUCAUCAAUUAUUCGUGAACAUCCACUUUGUUUACCUCAUAAUCGACGAAUGAGUUUAAACGUUUAUGAAGAUUAUAUGGGAUACGUAUUACCAGAAUAUUCGUCACAAAUUGUUUAUCUUCAUCUAUCCGAACAUCGUACUCCUUAUGCAGUUGAAUCAUUUCUCAAUAAAAUGUAUGAUCAAAAAUAUUUAUUCUCAAAAUUAAAAGCGAUCACCAUUCAAGAUAUUCCUCUUCGUUUGUAUGAUUCAUUAUUGGACGAUAUUCUUCCAUUGUUCAACAAACUCGAAUCACUUACAAUUGAUCUGAAUGCCGAUCAUUAUCAUCAUGCCGAUUACAAUCAAUGGACAGAUAUUGACUUUCUUGUCCCAAUACUCAAUUCAUUUCCUCAGUUAUGUUCAUUGUACUUGAAGAUUACGCCGACAUAUAACAAGAAUUACUUGAAUGAUGUCAAUAUGAUCUCUUCUUCUAUGUCUUCUCAUUUGCAUCUUCACACACUCUCUAUUGAUCAAUGUUCACGUCAAUUAUUUGUAGAAUUACUUAGCAAGAAUCGUCUUCCAAAAUUACGUAAUUUACGAAUUAUAUUUCCUCAAAUGAUAUAUAAUGAACAUGUUUUAACAAUGCAAUCUCAUCAAAUACCAUUGAAUACAAGUUGCAUACCUCAAUUACGUCGUAUCAAACUUGAAGUGCACAGAAAUAUUCAAUGGAUUUUAGAUUAUUUUGAAGAGAUCUAUCGUUGUGAACAACUGGAAGAAUUAAUCAUGGAAGGUCAUGUGAGAUUCAGUGAAAAUACAGAUUUUCCAAGGGCAGAAAUUGUACGAAAAUGGUUAGCUAUGUCGAAAUUGAAACAAUGCAAUGUUCGAUUUCAUUUUUCUGUUACCUGCAGAGAAGAAAUUGAUCAACAAAAUUUAAAUGAUUUAUUCGCUAAUUAUAUGAAGAUAUUUGGACGAAAUUCGAUUUACCAAAAUGAGUACAUUCUUAUUCACUAUCCGAAUAAUAUUAAAUCACUUCCAAAUGAAGACGAAGAAGAUGAUAUUGGCGCUGUUGAUGAAUUAGAUAUUAACGAAUCAGUGUAUUUGGAAGAUGAAUGGAUAGAAGCUGUACAAAAUGUCUCUCAAUGGCCGAAUCUUCGCAAAAUAUCGAUUUCAGGUGAUUGUACAACAGAUAAAGAUGCUAUUAAUCGAAAUUUUCGAAUCCUACUUCAUGUUGCACGACGAGCAGCACGUUUCUGCGAACUUAAAAUUGAGGCAACGCUUACAUUUGGUCUUGCUUUAUCGUCAAACAUUGAACUUUGCAAAUAUCUUGGUGAUCAUCUCGAAGUACUUCGUUUUAAUGGCGAAGAUCAAACAAGUUCCUUUCUUCAAUUAGUUCAAAUCGUUGAUACAAUUUACUCUCACUCAUCAUCUUCAUCAUUACCACUGAAAAAAUUGACAAUUUUUGUCGGUGCUGAGCCAUCAUCAUGGCUAACAAUUGAACAUUUUCAAAAAGGACUUCAACUAGUCUUUAAUCGUUUUCCAUCACUUAUUCAUUUUACAUUAUACUGUUAUCAAACAGAACUAUAUACGGAUACUAUUUAUGAUUUAAAUGAAUUGUUAACCGAUUGGUAUUCAGGAGUUAAGUGUGGCAGAUCAUGGAGUUGGAGAUCUCAAUCAAAUUCAUUCGAUCUUUGGCUCUAA
Messenger RNA from Adineta steineri, 1797 nucleotides. The record is from the annotation of a GenBank genome assembly. Lineage: Eukaryota; Metazoa; Rotifera; Eurotatoria; Adinetida; Adinetidae.